Messenger RNA from Daphnia pulex (common water flea), 2333 nucleotides. RefSeq names its product GRIP and coiled-coil domain-containing protein 1-like (gene GCC88). The transcript is spliced from 9 exons. Gene Ontology annotation, cellular component: Golgi apparatus. The coding region runs from base 54 to 2126 and encodes 690 amino acids. Lineage: Eukaryota; Metazoa; Arthropoda; Branchiopoda; Diplostraca; Daphniidae. The record is from RefSeq and is a predicted model, not a curated record.
UAAACGAAAAAAACAAUGUAGGUAAAUAGAAGAAAUUAAAUAAAUUAGCAGAAAUGGAUAGAUUAACAAAAAAAGAGAAGGAAUAUAAAGAAGUAAUUGAACAGCAAAAGGAACAGCUUGGUCGUUAUGAGAAGAAAUUGAGGGAUGUUGUUCAAGCCUACAAAGGCAUUCAAAAAGAAAAGGAAGCCUUGGAAGCAAGUUUAAAGGCUUUGGCUGAGGCCAAAAAUUCAGCAGAUGAUGGAAAUUCUGCAGAAAAUAUUUCUGGAAUUGAUUCAUCUACAUCUCUUGAAGGCAUUAAGAAUGACACAGAGGAUGGAGCUUCUGCAAAUAAGGAAAGAGAUACUCUUAGACUACUGAAAACCCAGUUGACUACUUUAUCUGAGUCAUUGGCAACCAUAACUGCUGAAAAAUCAAGAAGUGAAGCUAAUUUCCAACAAGAUCGCAAAAGACUUUUACUAGAAAAAGAGAGUUUGGAGAAAGCAUUAGCAGGUGCCUGUAAUCAGGCAGACAUUGCCUCACAGUCAUUUAAGCAGCAACUGUCUGAGCUUAAAUCUAAUCUUAGCACUGAAAAGGCUGAAAGAAGCAGAGAGUCAACAAAUAAUCAAGUGAUUCUGAGAGAACUGCAGAAAACUAUUGCAGAAGAGAGGCAAAAAAGAGAAAACCUUGAAUCAGAACUCAAUAGUAAAUCUAGAUUGUCACACCAAGCUAGCAACCAGUCUUCAAACCAACUGGAAGUUGCUGAAAGAAAGUUUCGGGAUCUCAGUAAUGAACUUGAAUCAACUAAAAUGAAACUGUUUGCUGCCGAGCAAAAACUCCAACAGCCAUCUCAUUUGAUGCAACUUCAGAACGAAAUGGCUGAUUUAAAGAUACACCACCGAUUGGCUAUCCAGCAGGAACAGCGAAAUGCGCUCGAGGCUAAGGAAGAUGCGCGAAAGCUAGCCGAAGCUCAUGAAAAGAGAGUUGCCAGUUUAGAAGCUCGCUUGGCGGAAUUUUCCGAGCGGAUCGGUUCCUAUGACCGUUUACGACAACAAGACCUGUCCACUGUCUCGAAACUUAGGGAGCAAUUGAACACCAUGCAAAGUGCACCAAGCCAAGCUUCCAAUCACAACGAAGAAGAAUAUGACGUUCCAAAAAUUAUCGAUAAAAUAACUUCAUUGAAAAAUAGGUUAAUGGAAGUCAACCGUCGGUCGAAUGCAAACAUUAAUCUCGCUGCGAUUUUUGAAUUAGACAAUGCCAGUUCAGACUCUGAUCAUCACGAAGCCUGUCAGUUGGAAUUGCAGCAACUGAAACAUGAACUUGAAUGGUACAAACGCGAUGAAAAACCAGUCGACGUAAAAGCAGUUGCCGUAGCAGCUCACACUGAAGAAGAAGUCAAUCAAAUGCGUGUUCAAAUCCAGUUCCUCCGCAGUGAAAUGGAACACGGUGAAGAGGAGCAUAAGGAUUCGAUGCGAUCGAUCCAAGAAUCUUGGGCCAAAGAGCGUAGCGAGUGGAAGGAUGAAAUGGGCCAAAUGGAACGCACGUGUCGUGUUCGUGUUGCCGAUAUGGAGCAACAGCUUCAAAAGCAAAGGGAGCGAUCCCUGACGCUGUUGCAGGAAAAGGACGAAGAACUCGCCAGCCUCCGCGAAUCGUUAAACUUGAAAAGCGGAUCGGCUUUGUCUCCUGUCACUUCUAGUACUAAAACCAGCGACUCGAAUGACGAGUGGCCUGAAUCCUUGGCCCCUCUUGCCUCGAUGACGUUAGGAGCUUCUGCCAGUGGUGGGCAAAUUUUGCAUUACGUGGAAGAACUAGCCCGGAAGGAGGGGGAGAUUCUUGGUCUGCGUCGUUCCAAGAAUCAGCUGGAAGCCUCUCUCCGUGAAAUGCAAAUGGCCUUUGUUACCAUGGAGCAUAAAGUUGCCGAGCAGAAACAGCAUCUGCACGAAGAACUGGCUCGUUUGGAGCGCAAUCAAUCGCGUGAAGGCGCUAAUUUGGAAUACCUGAAAAACGUCCUUUUGGAGUUUUUUCUCCACUCUGAUCCGUCCUCUCAGUCUCACAUGUUCAACGCCAUCGCCGCCUGCCUCCAUUUUUCACCGAAAGAGAUCCAGCGAGUGCGAUCCCAGCAUCCCAAAUGGAAACUGAAUUUGGUUUGAUCCAGUCCUGCUGCAUUUUAUCCGCCAGCUAUUCCUAGUAAGUUGGAAAUCGCCUCUGCGGCAAAUUUUCACUCUUUCCAUUUCCAAGUGCCCUUGUAUUACUUUCAUAAGACUAUAUAUUAUAUUAUGUUGCUUCAGUUAAACCACUCGAAUUUCAAAUGGAAUCGAUUUGUCUUAAUCUCAAUAUACCAACAGUCAAACAUUUUA